AAUGAAAUGACUUGUUUUACUCAAGAGCUGUAUUUUCAUUUUGACUGUGCAGUUUCCUCGGAAAGAGCUGAUCAUCGCCUUAAGAGUCUUCAAAACAUUUUGAAAAAUAGCGCCGGAGAAUGUUGAGCGCUUUGCGACAGCUGCGAAACGCUAGGAAGGGCGGCACGGCUCUCCGGCAUGCGAAAAUCAAGGAGUCGGCAACGGUGCUUUUCGCCACGGACGCCGUCGCUGCACUCAAACCUGAACCCACCGCUGUCAGGUACAAGGUGACACGUGGACCGUACGCCACGGUCACCGACAGCCAUCUACGCUUCUUCGACGAUCUUCUCGGCAAGGACAGGCUUAUAACUGAUCCCGACGAAUGCGAGAGUUACAACGUCGAUUGGGUUAAAAUGGUCAGAGGGUGCAGUCGUGUCGUUGUGAAGCCAAAAACGACGGAAGAGGUUUCAGAGAUACUCCGAUAUUGUAAUGUAAACCGACUAGCUGUAUGUCCUCAGGGCGGAAACACUGGACUUGUUGGCGGCAGUGUACCUGUUUUCGAUGAAAUCGUUCUCUCCACCAGUCUCAUGAACAACAUUAUCGAAGUUGAUAAUAUUUCAAGCACAUUGGUCUGCCAAGCUGGCUGUGUUCUAGAGACUUUGGAAAACCAUUUAGCACAAUCAGGGAUGAUGAUGCCGUUGGAUUUAGGUGCUAAAGGUAGCUGUCAAAUUGGCGGUUGUGUUUCUACAAAUGCUGGCGGUCUUCGACUCUUGCGUUAUGGGAACUUGCACGGCAAUUUGUUGGGGCUUGAAGCCGUGAAGGCAAAUGGUGAAAUUGUAAAUUGUUUGAAUACCUUAAAGAAAGACAAUACUGGAUACCACCUGAAACAUCUAUUUAUCGGAUCAGAGGGUACUCUGGGUAUCGUCACGAAAAUUGCCAUUCAGUGCCCUACACUUCCGAAAGCUGUGAGCGUGGCUUUGCUAGGUGUGGAUAAUUUUGAGGACUUAUUGAAGACUUAUCAGUUGGCAAAGGCGGAAUUAGCGGAGGUUCUUUCUUCUUGUGAAAUGAUUGAUCGGGCUUCAAUGUCUGUCUGUACUGAUAAUUUGGGGUUGAAGAAUCCGCUAGUUCUAAAUAAUGAUGGGUACGAAUUUUACAUGCUAAUUGAGACAGCAGGAAGCGAAACACGUCACGACGAAGAGAAGCUUAACCAAUUUCUCGAGAAAGCUAUGGAAAAAGAAAUAGUUAAAAAUGGUACAAUUGCCACGGAACCUACCAAAAUUAAAAAUAUUUGGCAACUCAGAGAACGUAUCACGGAAGGUGUGAUGCGAGAUGGUUAUGUAUUCAAAUAUGACAUUUCUGUACCGUUACCAAACUUUUACAAAACAGUCCAGGUUCUACGCGAACAUCUUAAAGAUCCUCGUAUCAAACGAAUAGCAGGAUACGGUCACAUUGGGGAUGGAAAUAUCCACGUGCAAGUUUCGAUACCUGAAUACAUAGAUGAAAUAGCCCAUCAAGUGGAACCAUUCAUUUUUGAAUACGUUUCUAAAUUGAAAGGCAGUGUGAGUGCGGAACAUGGGAUUGGGUUCAAAAAAACAAAAUUUUUGCAUUUGAGCAAAGAUGAAUCUGCCAUCAAGUUGAUGCACGAACUCAAACAAAUGAUGGAUCCAAAUCGAAUUCUAAACCCGUACAAAGUCUUACCAUCUUUGUGAUCUAUCAAAAAAGCUUCUCAAUCGUAAAAGUUCGACCGCUGUUUGCUCCAGUUUUACCGCGGGGUAAGACUAUCUCGUCAAAAAACACUUUCUCACUAGUAUAUAUGUGUAUAUGUCCUUACAUACAAUCCAAUUUAAAUAUGUAUAUAGAUAUGUUACGCUAACGUAUUUAACGUCGACAUGUUACUUUUUUUUAUACUCUGUAAUAUUUCAAAUGCAGCUUUAUGUUUCAUAGAAAAUCCUAAGUCUAAAUCCGAGAUAAUGCGUUGAAAGAUGUAAUAAAGCUUUGUAGCAUCUGUAGCAAAAACUUUCGUUGAUGUCAAACCAUCGAAAAUUCGUAUUUUUAAUAAAAAGAUUGCGAAAGGCGGAUUCUAAAAA
Molecule: messenger RNA, 2066 nt
Organism: Diprion similis
Lineage: Eukaryota; Metazoa; Arthropoda; Insecta; Hymenoptera; Diprionidae
Gene: D2hgdh
Product: D-2-hydroxyglutarate dehydrogenase, mitochondrial
Exons: 8
Coding region: 120-1688 (522 amino acids)
Cellular component (GO): mitochondrion
Molecular function (GO): FAD binding; catalytic activity
Source: RefSeq, a predicted model, not a curated record